UGCAGCUGUGUUUGCGGAAGUAUUCUCACUAUGGAGGUGUGCAUGUGAAGACUAAGGGGGGUCUCUGAUUUCGUUCAAGGUCUUGUACUUUUUAUGUAAGAUAAACACACGUCUUCCAUUAAUGGAAAUAUUAUUUGUCCAUCCGGCUUAGUUUUUUUGUUGAGCGACAAGGUUAGCAUAGCACGCUAAUGAAGCAACAUGGCCCGUUCUCUACAAUUCCUCUGCCUCCUCUCUAAGUUUUCAGCUCCUUCUUUGAGUCCCUCCGUUUAUUUAAACGGCGUCAGAUUCUGCAGCAGAAGUAGGAACAAAGCCUGGGUGGGACAGAGCUAUGUGAGCCGAGACGGAGACAGAUCUCAAAGGUCCAGAUUCAACGACGAUAUAGAGCCUGAGCUGGAGGGGCUGGAGGAUAAGCUUCAAGCUGUCCUGGACAAGGAGAGAAAGAGACAGCGAUCAGUGAAGUAUAAUAUGAUAAGAAGGAAAAUGACUCCAUCAGGAGCCCCCCAGAGGAAGCUAUCAUGGGAUGCUAUUGAGCAAGUAAGAUAUCUGAAGCAAGAGCAGCCAGAGGAGUGGACAAUAGAGCGACUUGCAGAGGGCUUCUCUGUCCCCUCAGACGUCAUCAUAAGGGUCCUGAAGAGCAAGUUUACCCCCUCUCCAGAAAAGAAAGCCAAACAGGAUGCUAAUGUAAUGGCUAGACUCGGCCAGCAGGUGUUGCAUUCAGGUAGCAGGACGCAGGAGAAACAGCUGAAGUUGCCUCAGAGUCAAACACUAGCCAUACUUACACCCAGAAGGACAGAAGAUGCUCUGAUUUCUGUGACUACUCAGACUCAGAUGUUAAUGAAAAAUAAAGGUUUGGGGUCCCCCGUUCAGCCUCCAAAGUUACCAGCUGGGAUUUGUAAAGAUGCUACAGUGACAGGGUCAGCUGUAGAUGAGGGUGGUAUUGGUACAAAGCCAACAGAGGAGGGUGAGGAGCAUGAGGAGAGCUGGGAUGGACAGCUGAUGACAGAGGAGUAUCUUGGGGAGCUUCUGGAAAUAGAUAAACCCUCACCUGUGGUGCAGGUGGGGAACGAUGUCUUUGAUGCAGAGGGAAACUUUUUGUAUAGAACCUGAGGGCAAAAUAAGUUGAAAUGCUGGAUGAACAUAUAUGUGUAUUAGAAUUACUGUAAUAAAUAAUCAUCUCAGAAAUUCUCAUCAUUUAUUAUUGAUUUUGCUAUGAGCAUUUAAGAAAAUCUAUGGAAUUAAACAUUAUUUUUUUAUCA
This is a messenger RNA of Girardinichthys multiradiatus, 1256 nucleotides long. RefSeq names its product neugrin, neurite outgrowth associated (gene ngrn). The record is from RefSeq and is a predicted model, not a curated record. The coding region runs from base 199 to 1107 and encodes 302 amino acids. Gene Ontology annotation, cellular component: nucleus. NCBI's taxonomy places the organism in Eukaryota, Metazoa, Chordata, Actinopteri, Cyprinodontiformes, Goodeidae. The transcript is spliced from 3 exons.